Molecule: messenger RNA, 291 nt
Organism: Geodia barretti
Lineage: Eukaryota; Metazoa; Porifera; Demospongiae; Tetractinellida; Geodiidae
Source: the annotation of a GenBank genome assembly
CUGACGCUGGCGCUGGUCGGCGUCGUGGGGCUGCUGGCUCUGGUGGGCUUCAACAGGCUGUUCCUGCUGUUCCACCUUAUCAGCUUCAGCAACGACUUCUGGAUGCUGGAUCCGCGCCGCGACUACCUCAUAGCGAUGUUCCCGCAAGGGUUCUUCUUCGAGGCUACGAUGCUGAUUGCGUUCUGCACGAUCGCGGCUGCGGCCGUGCUCGCCGUUGCGCCGCGCAUCGUUCGCAUAGUCGCCCCGUGGAUUUAUAACCCGAUAAACACACCCCAUGGCGACAGCGGCUAG